CCAAGCCAAAACAUUUGCUGUUCUUUUUUUCCACACGCUCUUGGUUGUCCCCUCCCUAAUCAAUUACAUAAUAUGUUGAAUUUUGGGGACGAGUUCACCUUAGAGGGUUACAGAAUCCCAUGGCUCAUAUGGAUUCAACUCAUGGUGUUGCUUCUUCUUCUCUUCGCUCUCCUCUUUUCCUUCACCAUCAUUCCUGUUGAUCCCUCCUCACACGACACUGCUGCUUCUGCAUCUACCACUCACAACAACCAUUCCAGCUCUGUAACCAACCCUCUUCUCAACACGCGGGGGGUAGAGAACCUUAGUGUUAAAGGUGAGAUAGAAACAAGCGCAAGCACAGGGAUAGUGAGAGAAGAGAAUGCAGUGGGGGAGGCUUCAUCAUUGUAUUUCCUCCACCCUUGCUAUUAUUUCAAAUUAGCCAGACUAGCAUUUCUCAAAUGUCUUGGCCUUGAUUCUACAUCUGAAUCUGAUAGUCCUUCAACCCAAAAGCGUAGGAAAAGAAAAGAAAGCUGAUUAUGAAAAUUAUGUUCUCGUCAUUUAUGCAAAAAGAAAGUUUCUCAUGAUUCUGAGCAGCUUCCUGAUUAAUUUUCCUAGUUCUUUUCUUGGGCUUUGGUUCUCCAUAAUUUUGCGUUACAGAAGGAAGCUUCCGUCUUUAUGGGGUAAUGAUUCUUCCAUUAUUUGACACCAUGAGAAUCGGAAAUGGAAGCAAAAUUUUAAAGUGGAAGUUGCACAAACAAAUUCGAUAUAAAUUUCUUAUAAACUAACUUCAAUUUUUUUCUGGAAGUUCAAAUUAGUUCACUAAUAAUUAGUGAGUGGAUAAGUAUAUAUGCAAAUAUCAUUUCUCAGCAUCAGAUGACUCUGAC
Molecule: messenger RNA, 863 nt
Organism: Gastrolobium bilobum
Lineage: Eukaryota; Viridiplantae; Streptophyta; Magnoliopsida; Fabales; Fabaceae
Exons: 2
Coding region: 73-513 (146 amino acids)
Source: RefSeq, a predicted model, not a curated record